Molecule: messenger RNA, 4935 nt
Organism: Rana temporaria (common frog)
Lineage: Eukaryota; Metazoa; Chordata; Amphibia; Anura; Ranidae
Product: cell surface hyaluronidase-like
Exons: 25
Coding region: 183-4763 (1526 amino acids)
Source: RefSeq, a predicted model, not a curated record
CACUCAGUCCCAGGAUAAGAGCACUGUGGAGGUGUGUGCGGGGUGCAGGAGGAGUGUAGCCGGGCCCCGGGGCCCCUGACCUGAGCGAGGAGCCGGACACGGAGCGCGGACAGAGGCCCACUGGGAGCUCGGCCUCUACACAUCCAUAUGUUGCAGGUUUAGGCUUGCUGUGGAGUUUCACUAUGAGAUGCUGCAAAUAUGAACAAUAUAAACCCCCAUCAACAGCCGACAAGUGCCUGCAGCUCCAUCCCAGUGCAGUCAGAUAUGAGGAGACGGAGGAGAUGUGCCCUGAUUUGUGUAUGGACGCCUCCUGCCAUCUAAGGAAGAGCUGGAACCAUCGAGAUGUGGCCAUCACCCUCCGCUGGGGGCAUCUGCCGCUGCUGGGACCUUUCCUAAAAGGAAGAAUGACUGGGCUCCUCCAAUCACCGCCGAGAUUUUCCCUGGCUCUCCUGCUCAUUCUGAUUCUCCUCUCCUGGAAUCCCUGUACAGCAGAAGAUCUAAACUUCUGGUCAAACAGCAGUUUUGACGACUCCUCCUCAUUAGGACUCUUGGAUUACAAUGUGGGGAGAAGGUCCACACGGGAGACUACUGGUGGCCUUCAGGCCCUAGGAGAUGAUAUAAAGACUAAUGGAGACCACCAUUUGAAUAUGCAAUGGAAGGGAAAGACCUGGCCCUGUGCUGUCCUCCUCAAACUGUCUCGACAUGUUUUAGUAUCGGCUUUAGGGCCCAACCUGGCUUGGACUAUCUUUCCUUAUGACAGUUGUGAUCAGGAUCUAAAGCCCACAGAGAUCCUUAUUAGCCCCCUGAAACUAUUGCAAAUCAAUGUGAAACCACUGCUGCUCCACAGAGUCCUGAGAUUCCUGGGAGACCUGGGAUUUCUAGUUGAGUCCCAACAAAACAAAGCUUUCUCUUUGCUGAAGAAGAAAAUCUACAAGACGGGAACACCUGUGAAAAAUCCUAACAUACAGUCAACAGACAGAUGUCCUGAUAAGAAGCCCCAUCUCACCCCCUGGCACCCCGGGCACGAUGGAAGGAGGUCCGCCGUUAUUGGACGUGGGGUGGCCCUCAGGUUGGAGUCUUCGGCCACUUUCCACUCUUUGCUCAUUCAGGAUGGAGGAACUUUAGUCUUUGCAGAUGACCAGAUACCAAUUACAUUAAGGACUCAAUAUAUCCUCAUUAGAAGUGGUGGCUCACUUCAUAUUGGAUCCCCACAAUGUCCCUAUACCUCCUUCGCCACCAUUUCUCUUUAUGGAAAAUCUACUGAUGGGGACGAUGUAGAAGAGUUUGGAAAGAAGUUCAUAGGAGUGGACAGAGGUGGGAUACUGGAGCUACAUGGAAGAAGACCCUUAUCUUGGACAUUGUUAGACGCAACUCUAUAUCCUGGAGGACUGCCCUAUGGAUCCUACAAGUGGGAGAAGCAUUGGGGCAGCCGGGGCAUCAAUAUCAGGAUCAUUGACCCAGAGACCGGGCAAGUCCAGGCUGCUGAUCGUUUUGACACGCACAUGUUUCUGGAGGAGAGCAAGAGGCUGGAGGAAUUCUUGGCCAAGCAGAGUCCAGGCAAGGUGGUGGCUGCAGCAGUGGGAGACUCGGCGGCAAAGAGCUUAACUCCAGAUGUCAGAAGAUACUUGAGAGAAACCCUGAACAGUAAAUACAUCUAUCAUAUUGGUUACAGGCAACCUUGGGCUUUGGUUGGUGUGCUCGGAGAAGGCCCACUAAAGGUAUCGGAGGACAAAAAACAGUACGAGAACAAUGGAACAACUGGGCUGGCAAUCGCAACAAGAGAAUUUCAGACAUAUGGAGGACUUCAUUUCACUGUUACUGCUUACAGUGGCUGGAAUAAAGGCGUUCCGAGGAAUGGAUUCAGAAUUGCAGUGUCCAGGGGCAUCAUUCUUACAUUAGCGGAUGACGUUACUACCUGGUUGCCUGGUAACAGAAUAGUCGUUGCAAGUACUGAUUACUCAAUGUACCAAGCUGAAGAAUUCAAUCUGCUUCAUUGCCCUGAAUGUAAAAACAACCAGGUCAAAAUUGAUGGAAGCCCCCAGUAUAUGCAUGUGGGCGAGGUGAUCGAUGGGAUUGAUAUGAGAGCCGAAGUCGGACUCCUGACCAGGAAUAUCCUCAUCAGAGGGGAAAUGGAAGACUCCUGCUACGAGCCCAACCACUGCCAGUUUUUCACUUAUGAUACAUUUGGUGGUCAGAUUAAGAUCCAGAAGGACUUUGGUUCGGUGCAUCUGUCGGGGGUCGAGGUCACGAAGAUGGGACAGCAGCUUCUGGGCAGUUAUCCCGUACACUUCCAUAUGACUGGAGCAGUGGAUGAAGAAGGUGGCUACAGUCCCUCAACGUACAUUGACAACCUAGCCAUCCAUCAUUGCUUUUCCAGAUGUGUCGCUAUUCAUGGAACUCAUGGUCUGCUGGUAAAGGACACCAUUGGUUAUGACACCCUUGGCCACUGUUUUUUCCUGGAAGACGGUGUAGAGCAAAGAAACACUUUUUAUCACAACCUCGGACUAGUGACGAAGGCUGGGACCAUCCUGCCUACAGAUCGCAAUGAAGCCAUGUGCUUAGCAAUGCGGGACCAUGUGUAUGGGGAUUAUGUGCCUGUUCCCAGCACUGACUGCAUGGCAGUCAGCACAUUCUGGAUCUCCAACCCUAAUAACAACCUAAUUGGAAAUGCUGCAGGAGGCGCACAGGAUGUUGGCAUCUGGUUCAUAUUCCAUAGAAUUCCAACGGGUCUUUCAGAAGGGCAUUACCCAGAGGGCCAAUCAGAAUUUACCCCCUUGGGUAUUUUUCACAACAACAGAGUACAUUCUAAUUUCAAGGCUGGUUUAUUCAUUGGAAAGGGAGUGAAAACAACAGAAGCAAAUGCAGAGAACCCCAGAGAGUAUCUCACGGUGGACAAUGCACGAUUCCGUCCUCACCAGGAUUCAGAUCCAGCUAAACCUCGAGUGAUGGCUCUUUUUGACAGACUCAUAGCCUUUAAAAACAAUGACCAUGGUGCAUGGGCCAGAGGUGGGGACAUCACCUUUCGCAACUCAGGGUUUUCAGACAAUGGAAUUGGCCUUACACUAGCCAGUGAUGGAACAUUCCCAACUGAUGAAGGAUCCAGCUUGGAGGUCUCUGAUUCCAUCUUUGUGGGGGAGAGUGAGAAUGUUGGCUCACAGGGUGGGCAGAACAGCUACUGGGGACGUGGUGGCUCGGGGGAACAGAGGUCACUGCCGCGGAACAAGACGUUUCCGAUUCGUGGAUUCCAAAUAUACGAUGGGCCGGUCAGGCUUCUCAGGUGCACGUUUAAGAAAUUUCUCCCUACGGCCGAAAGACCAUCUAGUGCAAUUGGGUUUUCACUAAAGAACUCUUGGCAGAUCACCCCUCAAAACAACCUGUCCCUCAUCAAGAUGGAGAAAAGUGUUGAACUCAAAGUAUUUUUUGGUCGCUCUGGGCAGUGGUUCGGAUCCAAUGACUAUGAUGGUGACAAGGUCUCAAUCUUUCAUGACCUGGAUGGCUCACUGACUGGUUACAGUGAUACAUUUGUUGGUCGAGCAGACAAUUACAUCCUACGUCAUCAAGGGUGCCUUACUGUGCCACGGUGGAAUGGAGUGAUAUGUAAGAGCCAAUAUGCACAGCUGUAUAUUCAGGCCCGGCGCCCAGAGAACCUCACCAUACUGGUGGCCAGAGCAGAUUAUCCUUCCCAUCCACUGAGGCUGGUGGGUGUAAAUAAGGGGGCACCAUAUCAGCAGUAUCAGCCGGUGGUGAUGUUGCAGCAGCCCUACACUAUCCGCUGGGAAGGCCCAUCUCCAAAGGAGAUCAUCCUAUACCCAAUUAACUUCAACAGGGGCGACUGGCUACAGAUUGCUCUGUGUUACCCCAGAAGUUCAGUCUUUCAAGUGACGGCAGAUAUUUACGAACGCAAUUCUGGAAGAGUGCACAGUGUCCGCCACUAUUCCAUGACCCCCUCUAUUCAUCAGGCCCUGAACAAGUCAAGUGUCAGACUGUAUCACUUUAGUAAGGAUUCUGGUUACCUCUUCCUUCACCUGCAAGCCCAUGAAUCCAGGAAUGGGCACAGCUAUUGUUCCCAGCAUGGUUGUGAACGGAUAAAGAUCACAGCUUCCUUCCACCCUGAGGAUCGCAGUGAGUGCACACUGAAACCAUUCCCCGGGGGAGCCAGCGAUGUUCAACAUGCCAAGCUAUUGGUUUCUCAGAGACUUCACUUACCUUGUCGUCAUUGUGGGUCUCCACAGGUUGCAAUAACUAGCACUCCAUCCGUUAAAUAUACUAAGAUACAUAUCCAGUCCCUCCGCAGAGAAGAUGUGCUCACUAAGAUGAAGUCUGCUUUCAUUAAGGUUGAUGAGGAAAUGUUUCCGUUUAAGAGGAGAGGACUCUUCUUCCUGGUGCUGGAUGCCUGUUCAGGGACGGUUGUCAGCAAGAGGCAUUUUGAAAUGAUCGAUGAGUUGAGCACCACUAAAGCAAUGUCCAUAUACAUUCAAACCUCCAUGAAACAAAGGUCUGUAGUUCUUAUUUGCUCAAGAGACAUUGUGGAUGUUCCAUCUGUUUCUGAAAUGUCUGCUUUCAUCAAACUUGGUUUGGCAAAGCCAAUAGCCAUGCACACCAAAGGCAGUUUUGCCAUGGUGGGAUAUAAAGGACUGACCAUGCCAUCUUGGAUUAAAAUCAUUAACAACAGUGCAGAGAGAAGGGCUGCAUCAAUACACCUUUACCUGCCACUGAUGCUGACUGAAUACAGAUGCCCCAAAACUGUAGAACUAAAAAAAUAAACUAAAGUGGUGCCUUAUUGCUCCACAAGCAGAGACUGUGUAGCAUCACCCUAUUUAUCUGCUGAGCCAAUGAAAAUGUGACGAUCUAUAGACAAGACUUAAUCCUUUUUAUACUGUCUAAUGUGUGUAUAUUGUCGAGUUAAUAAAUAUUUUUCUCUUUGUGUAAGUUAAA